This is a messenger RNA of Closterium sp. NIES-65, 1803 nucleotides long. The record is from the annotation of a GenBank genome assembly. NCBI's taxonomy places the organism in Eukaryota, Viridiplantae, Streptophyta, Zygnematophyceae, Desmidiales, Closteriaceae.
AUGGACGGAGUUGGCCCUACCUGGCAACAACUGCAUCGAUUCCCAUCCCUGCUGUCAUCGCCGGUGCCAGUGAGGGAUCACCUCCUAAUGCCCUCCCUCCCUCCCCUCCCCUCCCUCCCUCCCUCCCUCCCUCCCUCCCUCCCCUCCCUCCCUCCCUCCCUCCCUCCCUCCCUCCCUGCCCUCCCCUACCUCCCUCCCUCCCUCCCUCCCUCCCUCCCUCCCUCCCUCCCUCCCGCCCUUCCUGUCUCCUCCUUCAAACCGUACCUGGCAACAACUGCAUCGAUUCCCAUCCCUGCUGCCAUCGCCGCCAUUGAAGGAGCACCUCCCAAUGCCCAUGCUCGCCAGGCAACCCUCCUUUCCUUUCGUCCCUACCAUCCCUCCCUCUCUUUCUUCAAGCCCUACCUGGCAGCAACUGCAUCGAUUCCCAUCCCUGCUGCCAUCGCCGCCAAUGAAGGAGCACCUCCCAAUGCCCAUGCUCGCCAGGCAACCCUCCUUUCCUUUCGUCCCUACCAUCCCUCCCUCUCUUUCUUCAAGCCCUACCUGGCAGCAACUGCAUCGAUUCCCAUCCCUGCUGCCAUCGCCGCCAUUGAAGGAGCACCUCCCAAUGCCCAUGCUCGCCAGGCAACCCUCCUUUCCUUUCGUCCCUACCAUCCCUCCCUCUCUUGCUUCAAGCCCUACCUGGCAGCAACUGCAUCGAUUCCCAUCCCUGCUGCCAUCGCCGCCAUUGAAGGAGCACCUCCCAAUGCCCAUGCUCGCCAGGCAACCCUCCUUUCCUUUCGUCCCUACCAUCCCUCCCUCUCUUUCUUCAAGCCCUACCUGGCAGCAACUGCAUCGAUUCCCAUCCCUGCUGCCAUCGCCGCCAUUGAAGGAGCACCUCCCAAUGCCCAUGCUCGCCAGGCAACCCUCCUUUCCUUUCGUCCCUACCAUCCCUCCCUCUCUUUCUUCAAGCCCUACCUGGCAGCAACUGCAUCGAUUCCCAUCCCUGCUGCCAUCGCCGCCAUUGAAGGAGAACCUCCCAAUGCCCAUGCUCGCCAGGCAACCCUCCUUUCCUUUCGUCCCUACCAUCCCUCCCUCUCUUUCUUCAAGCCCUACCUGGCAGCAACUGCAUCGAUUCCCAUCCCUGCUGCCAUCGCCGCCAUUGAAGGAGCACCUCCCAAUGCCCAUGCUCGCCAGGCAACCCUCCUUUCCUUUCGUCCCUACCAUCCCUCCCUCUCUUUCUUCAAGCCCUACCUGGCAGCAACUGCAUCGAUUCCCAUCCCUGCUGCCAUCGCCGCCAUUGAAGGAGCACCUCCCAAUGCCCAUGCUCGCCAGGCAACCCUCCUUUCCUUUCGUCCCUACCAUCCCUCCCUCUCUUUCUUCAAGCCCUACCUGGCAACAACUGCAUCGAUUCCCAUCCCUGCUGCCACCGCCGGUGCCAGUGAGGGAUCACCUCCUAACGCCCUCCCUCCCCUCCCCUCCCCUCCCCUCCCUCCCUCCCCUCCCUCCCUCCCCUCCCUCCCUCCCUCCCUCCCCUCCCUCCCUCCCUCCCUCCCCUCCCUCCCUCCCUCCCCUCCCUCCCUCCCUCCCUCCCUCCCUCCCUCCCUCCCUCCCUCCCUCCCUCCCUCCCUCCCUCCCUCCCUCCCUCCCUUCAACCCCUACCUGGCAACAACUGCAUCGAUCCCCAUCCCUGCUGUCAUCCCCGGCGCCAGUGAGGGAGCACCUCCCAACGCCCAUGCCUGCGGCGCAGUACCACUCCAGACGCUGUUUACGCCCCCAGGGUUACCACCCCUAACAGGGCUGGCAACACCAGGAGCCCAUGACUGA